Sphaeramia orbicularis (orbiculate cardinalfish) is the source of this 3032-nucleotide messenger RNA. RefSeq names its product lipoprotein lipase a (gene lpla). NCBI's taxonomy places the organism in Eukaryota, Metazoa, Chordata, Actinopteri, Kurtiformes, Apogonidae. Bases 146 to 1693 code for a protein of 515 amino acids. Gene Ontology annotation, molecular function: apolipoprotein binding; lipoprotein lipase activity. The record is from RefSeq and is a predicted model, not a curated record. The transcript is spliced from 10 exons. Gene Ontology annotation, biological process: very-low-density lipoprotein particle remodeling; lipid catabolic process.
ACUUUACUCCUAAACCGCAGCCCUACACUACUACCCCCAGUUCGGUGUACUUUUAAACACACCUCUGGAUAUACCAUAGAACGGUUCCCUUCCAGACUAUUUUUUAUUCAGGACACUUUAGGGGAAAAAACAACUUCACAAUAAUAUGGGCAAAGAAAGUAUCUCUUUUUUGACUUUUUGGAUAUUUUUGGGACAAAUCUUUACAAUUUUUUCCUCUGACCCUGAACCUACCACGGCUGUGUUCGUAAACACCACAGCCACCACUGCUCCCCUGCCGACCACUACUGAAUGGAUCACAGACUACACUGACAUUGUGUCCAAGUUCUCCCUGCGCACCGCAGAAAUCCCAGAUGAUGAUCUGUGCUACAUCGUGGCUGGGAAGCCUGACACUAUCAGCGAGUGUAACUUCAACAAAGAAAAUCAGACCUUCAUUGUCAUACACGGAUGGACGGUGACGGGGAUGUUUGAGAGCUGGGUGCCCAAGCUGGUGGCUGCUCUCUACGUUCGGGAACCCACCUCCAAUGUGAUCGUGGUGGACUGGUUGACCCGGGCCAAUCAGCACUACCCAACCUCUGCAGCCUACACCAAACUAGUGGGCCGUGAUGUCGCCAAGUUCGUUACCUGGAUACAAAAAGAGCUGCAGUUGCCCUGGGAGAAGAUUCAUCUGCUGGGUUACAGUCUGGGAGCACAUGUGGCUGGGAUUGCCGGAGACCUUACAGACAAUAAAAUCAGCAGGAUCACAGGUCUGGAUCCUGCUGGUCCCACCUUUGAGCAUGCAGAUGCCCAGAGCACGCUGUCCCGAGAUGAUGCCCAGUUCGUAGACGUCCUGCACACCAACACCAGGGGGUCUCCGGACCGCAGCAUUGGCAUCCAGAGACCUGUGGGCCAUAUUGACAUUUACCCCAAUGGAGGCACUUUCCAGCCAGGCUGUGAUAUUCAGAACACCUUGCUGGGAAUUGCGGCAGCAGGAAUCAAGGGUCUGCAAAACAUGGACCAACUCGUCAAAUGUUCCCACGAACGCUCCAUCCACCUGUUCAUCGACUCCCUGGUCUACUCCCAGCAGCAGAGCAUGGCCUACCGCUGCAACACCAAAGAGGCUUUUAACCAGGGCCUGUGCCUCAGCUGCCGAAAGAACCGCUGCAACAAACUGGGCUACAACAUCAAUAAGGUCCGCUCAACCCGCAGUGCCAGGAUGUACCUCAAGACCCGGGACAUAACGCCCUACAAAGUUUUCCACUACCAAGUGAAGGUGCACUUCUUCAGUGAGGACAGGCUGAGCUUCACAGAGCAACCAAUGAAAAUUUCUCUGUACGGAACCCAUGGAGAAAAGGAGGACAUCGCCCUUGUCUUGCCCGUCCUAACCGGUAACACCACCCUGUCCUUCCUCAUUACCACCGACGUGGACAUUGGAGACCUGAUGAUCGUCAAGCUGCGCUGGGAGAAGGAUACUCUUCUCAGCUGGUCAGACUGGUGGGGCAGCAGUAAGUUUCACAUCCGGAAACUACGCAUCAAAUCUGGGGAGAGACAGUCCAAGGUAAUCUUCAGCUCAAAGGAAGGAGAGUUUGCAUAUCUGGUCAGAGGAGGGGAAGAUGCAGUCUUUGUCAAGUCAAAAGAAGACAAUAUGAGCCGUAAAGAGAAACUGAUGCACAAACUGAAAACGCAGGGCACUCUCUUUGGCCAAGACACCGCUUGAAGUUGCACUUAAACAUCCCCCCCCUCCGCAUGCACAUCAUCCACCUCUACAUACAUGACCAAAGACAGACAGAGUAACACUGGGAAAGCCUUUGCGAGUAACUGGACACAUGCUGUACAGAAUAUUCUGAGUGAUUUUCGUCGCUUUGUGACGUCAAAUCACAAUCCAACCAACGCAACCUCACGUAUCACACCGGAAACCAGCCCCUUCAGACUGGCUUCUUCUGUAAACCCAUGAACUCUGCUGCUGAAAAAUGUUACAGGUUUCUUCGUGAUGAUGUGCUCAGAUUUUACAAUUGUACACUUUCAAUAGCUUUUGCUGCAUAUCUUUGUAGAUUCUUAAUGCCUUUAUAGCCCUACAUGUACUGUUUAUACUGAUUUUGAUGUAUUUUGAAGCCCUGAACUGAUGUGUUUUCUUUGCCUAUGUGAACUUGGAAUAAUGUUUAUGUAGAAUUGAUUCAGAGUGACAGGCAUAAUAUAGGCACAUCAUUUGUUUCGCUGAUGUUUUUAUGUGCAGAAUGAUCAUUAUAGCCCUUUAAUUUUUCUUUUUAACCUAACCACUAAUUGCCAACAAUCGACAGGGACCAAAGAAGUAUUUACUAUCUACUGAACGGAGAAUCACAGUGGUCUUUGUAAAUACACUUUUUAAAUCAGUAUUAUAUAUAUUUUUUAAAUAUGAGUUCUAUGUUAAUAUCUGAUCUUUUGCUUGAUUUUUGAUUGUGCUUGGUUAUUGUGUCACUGGUCACUUUAAAAGGCUCCCUGUCCCCUGCAGACAUUUUGAUGUUAUGGUGAUUGUGAUUGCAGUCCAACAGGGAUAUGCAGUCUUUAGUUUUUGUAAUUGUUUUGCAGUAACUGAGGUCACUUUUUAGAUUUUCCAGUAGUGUUUCUUAAUUCAUGGGUCAACAACAGUGUCUCUAAUAAAGCCAUUUACCUCGAGGCACAGUCUUUAAUACACCCUCAUUCUGAUAGGUCAAACUUCACAAAAUUAGUGAAAAUAAAUCUGCAAGCCUUUGUAAUCUGUGAUUACUAGACUGGCCCACACAAUAGCCAUAAAACAUCUCAAGAAUACUUCAUGUUGUAUUUAUUACAUGUACAGUACAUUUCUAUAUUUGUAUAUUAAGCUGUAAUAUAUUUUGCCAGGCUUUCAUUGUCAUCUGUGUUUUUUUUUGUUUUUUUUUUAAUAAAUGAAGCAUUUUUGUGAUUUGAUGCACAAGAGUUUGGAAAGAGCGAUCAAAUUGGUCUCAAUGCCAGCUGUUAAGUGCAUUUACUUCUAUGAACUGAAAUGCAGUGCACUGUAUAAAGAAUGAAUCCGGGACGGUUUAAUAAACAGAUAAACUACA